AGGCACGCGUACGCUGCGAUGAUGUACAUGGGGACGCCGAGGGAUUACGAGUUUUAUGUGGCGACUAGGGUUAUGCUGAGAUCGCUGGCCAAGCUUAAAGUUGAUGCUGAUCUCGUCGUCAUUGCGUCCGAUGAUGUCCCGAUCCGAUGGGCUCAAACCCUGAAAAAUGACGAUGGAGUGAAGGUGGUCACUGUGAAGAACUUGAGGAACCCAUAUGAGAAUCAAGGCAACUUCAACACUAGAUUCAAGUUGACAAUGAACAAGCUCUAUGCUUGGAGCUUAGUUGAGUAUGAGCGAGUCAUCAUGAUCGAUUCAGACAAUCUCUUCCUUCAAAGGACUGAUGAGCUAUUCCAAUGCGGUCAGUUUUGCGCUGUGUUCAUUAAUCCUUGCAUAUUCCACACUGGCCUAUUUGUUCUUCAGCCUUCAAUGGAGGUGUUUAAGGACAUGCUUCAUGAGCUUGAUAUUGGUCGUUCAAACCCAGAUGGAGCUGAUCAGGGAUUUCUCGCCAGCUAUUUCCCGGAGUUGCUUGACCGUCCAAUGUUCCAUCCACCUGCAAAUGGUAGCAAAGUCGAUGGCUCCUAUCGACUUCCUUUAGGAUAUCAGAUGGAUGCUUCCUACUUCUAUCUUAAGCUUCGCUGGAGCAUACCCUGCGGACCUAACAGUGUUAUAACAUUCCCUAGUGCUCCAUGGUUCAAGCCUUGGUAUUGGUGGGCUUGGCCUGUUCUACCCUUGGGCCUUCAAUGGCACGAGCAGCGGAGGAAAACUAUUGGGUACGGUUCCGAGCUCCCCGUCCUAGUAAUCCAAUCUGCAAUGUACCUCGCGAUCAUGAUAGUCACCCGCUUAGCUCGUCCUAGCCUAUCAAAACUCUGCUACAAUCGUCGCCCGGAAAAGAGCGUAGCAAUUUUACACGCUAUGCUCAAAAUGGGGGCCGUUUGGUCUAUAGUAGCAGCGUACACUGUCCCUUUCGUCCUCAUACCUCGGACCGUUCACCCUCUUCUUGGUUGGUCUUUAUACUUGCUCGGCUCUUCCUCCUUGGCCUUCAUUGUUAUCAAUGCUUUCUUGCUUCCGCCUCUCCCGGUUUUAACUCCUUGGAUUGGGAUCCUUGCCUCGCUGUUUGUGAUGGCGUGCCCGUGGUAUUCUGAUGGCGUGGUUAGGGCUUUAUCGGUAUGUGCUUACGCUUGCUUUUUUGCUCCAUUCCUUUGGGCGUCGCUGACAAAAAUUAUGGCGUCGUUGCGUCUUAUUAUCGAAAGGGAGACUUUCUUUCCUAGACUUGGAGAAGUUACACAGACUCCAGAGUUCAGCAAGUUGUAUUGAUCUUUCUUAUUUUUUGAAGAUUUUGGGGGAUUUUACGUGUAUCACUUGUGUAUGAAUACGAGUAUAUUUGGUGUAUUUUAAUACCUUUACAGAGCAGGAGGAGGAAAAGAGUCCAAAGGCUCAGGGGGAUGGAGGGCAGUGCAAUUUAGAGAUAUGUGGGUGAGUGUUUGAUCUAAUUGCAGGAAGUAGGAGAUUUGUUUUUGAUCGGUUUCUCUCCUACAUUGUACUGUAACUUUUUUCAUAUUUGGAAAAGGUCACUUUGGGCUGCAUUUACAA
Molecule: messenger RNA, 1590 nt
Organism: Asparagus officinalis (garden asparagus)
Lineage: Eukaryota; Viridiplantae; Streptophyta; Magnoliopsida; Asparagales; Asparagaceae
Product: putative glucuronosyltransferase PGSIP8
Exons: 5
Coding region: 19-1314 (431 amino acids)
Molecular function (GO): glycosyltransferase activity
Source: RefSeq, a predicted model, not a curated record